CGCAUCGCAGGUGUUUUUAUUUCUCAGGCUGAUGCAACACUGGUUCUUGCCACGUAUGGAACUAUUGCUUCCGAGUUCAACGACCUGCAGAAUGGGAGCUGGUUGAUAUCGAGCUAUAUGCUUGCCAUGUGUACAGCGCAGCCUUUGUACGGAAAAUUAAGCGACAUUUUCGGGAGGAAGAAUAUGCUCCAAGUCUCCUACGGCUUAUUUGCCUUGGGUAGUCUGUUAUGUGGAUUUGGGCAAUCGAUUUUGCAACUCGUCGUAGCUCGCGCUAUCCAAGGAUUGGGUGGUGCUGGCAUGGUAUGUCUCGUGUCAAUCAUCAUUACCGAUCUGGUCCCACUCAGAGAAGUGGCAUCGUAUAGGAGCUAUGUGAAUAUCAUUCAAACCAUGGGUCGAUCUUCCGGCGGUGCUAUUGGAGGCUUCCUUGCCCAAGCGAUCGGUUGGCGAUGGGCUCUUUCCGCUCAGUCUCCCUUGACUGUCAUUGCAAUGGGCCUCAUGACCGUUAGCCUGGCUAUCGACAGCAAGCAAAAGGGAAGCCAGGAAGGAGAUGAUGCUCCGCCGCCGACUCUUACGCAGAGUCUGCGCCGUGUAGACUUUGCCGGCGCUCUCUUCAUGAGCAUCUCAGUUCUGUCAUUGCUUCUCAUUCUUGACGUGGGAGGUGAGAAAGUUCCAUGGAACUCUCCCUUGAUACUCAUAUUGCUGGGAACUAGCUCGGCCGCUGGUGUUCUGUUCAUUUUUACCGAGAAGAGAUGGGCCGCUGAGCCUGUCUUCCCUCUCCACCUUCUUUCAAACAGAAAUGUGUUAACGCCAUACUUUAUUUCCACCUUGCAGAAUGCAACACAAUGCGUACUCGUCUUCGUCAUUCCUCUUUAUUUUCAAGUAACUCAGAAUUCAAGUCCCGGGGAAGCAGGGGUCUACUUGGUCCCUACCGUUGCUGGCAACGCUAUCGGAGGACUCCUUACUGGCAGAGCGAUCAAGAAUACCGGCCGAUACAAGCUCGCAACCAUCCUGGCCCCUGUAAGCUCAUGCUUCUGUUUCGUGCUUCUUCUAUUUUUCUGGAACGGAAACACACCAAUUUGGCAGUCCCUCUUGGUCUUCUUCGGCGGAUUUGGAACCGGAAUCGCACACUCGGCCAUCUUUGUGGCCAUCGCAGCUGGCGUCGACGAAGAACACAUGGCUAUAGCGAGCUCCGGUCUCUAUCUUAGCACGAGCGUUGGCGCUGUAACCGGCAUAUCAGCUGGAAGUGCCGUUAUGCAAGCCGUUCUACGGCCGGCUUUAGAGAAAUCCCUGUUUGGCGUUGUACCGAACGCUCAGGAGGUGGUGAACAACGCACUGUCAGAUAUGACAUACGUUCAAAACCUGGAAGGCUUGGCUCACGAACUCGUCGUGGACGCCUAUCUACAGAGUUUCCGGGGAAUGUUCAUUCUGUGCAUCGCCCUAAGCUUUCUGUGCUUCCUCGCUGGAUUUUGGCUUCGGGAAAAGCGUCUAAGUUGA
Clonostachys solani is the source of this 1494-nucleotide messenger RNA. NCBI's taxonomy places the organism in Eukaryota, Fungi, Ascomycota, Sordariomycetes, Hypocreales, Bionectriaceae. The record is from the annotation of a GenBank genome assembly.